UUCUUUGCUUUCAUUUAUACAUCAGCUCGAGGCAGUUUCUUAAUCUCCAAGCGUUUUUGUUCCAAUCAACAGCCAAUGGAUCUCAAGUCUUAUUUAAAACCAAACAGUUCCCAACAUGACAUCCGACAACAUAUAUGUGAUCAAAGCUUCUGCAUAACCACAAAGUUCAUCAAUCAAACAAGUCUUUGUCGGAGAAAAUGAAUAAGGUCCGGCAGUAUGAGACGGAGUUUGCCGUCGGAGUCGCAGCGGCUGCUUAUGUUGUCAACUCCAUCGAAAAAGAUGAAGCACGACAUAGGAUCACGAUAGAGCGAUCGAGGCAAGAUACCAUAUCUAGGGUUCGGAAUCCAGAUAGAGUUACCAGGCGAUACUCUAGCAACCAAGUCAUAACUGCAGGCCAAUCUUGCAGCAGAAAGCCAAUGGAAACUAGAAAAGCUGGUGGUUCAUCAGCUGGAGACCAAAGGUUGAAGGGAAACUAUCCCCAACGCAAUGCUUUGGAGACUAAAGCAGACGAUUGGGAGAAAGCUGAGUUGGACAAACUUAACAAACGAUAUGAGAGAAUGAAAGCAUCAAUUCUUGCAUGGGAGAAGGAAAAGAAGCUGCGAGCCAAAAUCAAGAUGGAAAGAAGAAAGAAAGAAUUGGAGAAAAAAAUGAAAAGGAGACAUCAGCUUUACGAGUUGAAAAUAUCGAGAAUCGAUGAAAUAGCAGGUGGAGCAAGAGCUCAGAUUGACGAGAAGAGAAGAAACGAGGAAUUGAAGAUCAAAGACAAAUCAAAGCAAAUGAGAGCUUCGGGAGUUGUUCCUGUUUCCUGUUUCUUUCUGAAUUACACCACACACAACAUAAAAAAAAUAUUUGUGCAUGAAGAACGUCAUGUGACAAACAUAAGAUAUAAGUCCUGUGAAUGAAAAUGUUGAUACCAACUUGAUAUGAAAUGAAGAGUUAGAUUUUAAUC
Messenger RNA from Hibiscus syriacus, 949 nucleotides. Its product is annotated as remorin 1.4-like. NCBI's taxonomy places the organism in Eukaryota, Viridiplantae, Streptophyta, Magnoliopsida, Malvales, Malvaceae. The coding region runs from base 198 to 902 and encodes 234 amino acids. The transcript has 5 exons. The record is from RefSeq and is a predicted model, not a curated record.